Cololabis saira (Pacific saury) is the source of this 836-nucleotide messenger RNA. RefSeq lists its product as uncharacterized. Gene Ontology annotation, cellular component: external side of plasma membrane. Bases 57 to 836 code for a protein of 259 amino acids. NCBI's taxonomy places the organism in Eukaryota, Metazoa, Chordata, Actinopteri, Beloniformes, Belonidae. The transcript has 4 exons. The record is from RefSeq and is a predicted model, not a curated record. Gene Ontology annotation, biological process: T cell costimulation; immune response; cellular response to lipopolysaccharide.
AGAAACUAGUCCAGUUGUUCACCUGAUUGCAGCAUCACAGGAGCAGCAGUAGCAUCAUGGACAGGAUCACGUGGACCAUGUGCUUGUUGGCCUGUCUGGUCCUCCUGAGCGGCUCCAGAGGAGCUGCAGUCGGUGAAGUUAAGAUUGAAAAGACGGGAAAUGUGCUCAGGUGCAGCUCAGUGGGGAUCUACCCUAAACCUGAGCUCACCUGGACCACCAACCCUCCGUCCAGCGAGACCCUGCAGAAAACACCCACAGUCCAGCAGAAUGAAGAGCAGCUUUACAGCAUCAGCAGCUCUCUGGUACUUCCAGACAACUACACCCACCUGCUGUACUCCUGCACCGUCACCUCUGGCACCAACAACAACACGGAAACCUGGAGUCAGCCAAAAAACAAACCUGAUAUUGGAGGAAUUGUUGGAGGAAUUGUUGGAGGAAUUGUUGGAGGAAUUGUUGUAGUACUUGCAACUUUGGUUUUUAUCUUCAUACUCUGCUACAGGGAGCGUAUCUGCAGAAAGGACUCCUACCACCCCAGACUGUUUGCCCUCCUGCCCUCUGGGAGGCGCUACAGGAGUCUCUGCACACGAACCACCAGGUUCAGGAACAGCUUCUUCCCCACAGCUGUCUCCCUGCUGAACUCAGGCCCCCCCCAGGCCUCUCCAGGCCCCUCCAGCCCCCCCAAGGCCCUCCUAUGCCCCUCCAGGCCUCCCCAGGCCUCCCCAGGCCCCUCCGGGCACCUCCAGGCCUCCCCAGGCCCCCCCAGGCCCCCCCAGGCCCCCCCAGGCCUCCCCAGGCCUCCCCAGGCCCCCCAACCCCCUCUACCCCCCCAAAAGUGA